CGUUUGAAUAUCACGAAUCUUUUUAAACGUAGCCAUUGACAGCAUUCUUCAAGUCUUGACAAGUAUCGAUCGGUAAGGCUAGAAAUGAGCUUUUUAGAAAAGAAACGAUCAUUGACGAGCGAAAUCGCCGAUGAAACUACAAAGAAAAACGGUCUUGAAGAACGGAGACUGCAAAAAAGACUUCAAGACAUCGAGCGAAGCGCUUUAAGGCAACAAAAGAAACGUAGCAACGAACAACUGGAAUACGCUCUUGAAAACUUAUCCCUUGAAGAUGUCUACGCAUUCAACAGCCUCACAAGAAAGAUUCUUAAAUCCAGCUUUCUUCCUCCGAUUAACCAAAAGCAAGGAGGUGGCUCAGGUGAGAGUAACCGUGGAAACAUGAACGAGAUGUUGGCAGAAAGGCUCAGAGGUUCGAAAAUGAUACAUAGAUAUCUCGAUAAACGGAAACAAAGAUGCUUGACGAGAAGUUUGUCUGUUGACUCAGGACUCAUCCCUCCUUCUGGGGAUCGAACUUUCGAAGAAACGGAGUUGAAACCUGGUCCUUACACUGCUUUCGUGAAAAGACGGCUUGCUAGCUCGCUCUCUGACGCAUCCUACGCGACAGUGUUGGCCGGCGGAGUCGCCAAUUUAAGCCAUGCAGCAAAAGAAAAAGGUAUUCAAGACACCCGAAGAGUGGAUUUUGCUGACGAUGCCAAAGAGCAAUCUAGAACAUCCUGGUCAAAUAGAACACUACGGAAAAGACAAUCCAACCAACAUCUUCUAUGUCGACCAAAAGUUCAACACAGCUGCCUGAGUGAUGCGAUUGAAUACAAACUUGAAAUGCGAGAAAAGGAGCGAAGAUUGUAUCAAAGAAGUGGUGAACCCUGUAACUAAUGUUAGUUAAAAUGCGUUAGAUAGUAGAGUAAGUAUUAAAUCGAAAAAUUAUUUUAAAUCAUCCAAAACCAUUUGCCAUCGCAUUUAUUUCAGUGUGUUGACAAAUCUAGUUUCAAAAUUCUAAACUUAGCAGCUGAUCUUUUUCAAUCGGUUUUAAAUCAUUAAACAGUACAUUUACUCAAAUUAAAACAUCCCACCCGGGAGCUAUUCUUUUAAAUGCUAAGAAAGUAAAUAUACCGUUGAUCUUUCAACCUGUGGAUUUCUCACUGUAUCAGAGCUUUAAUGAUGCACAUUUUUAAUCCCGCUGAAGAAUUCGCAGUGAUUCGCUGCUUUUCUAACUAACAAUAAUGUUCAUUUUAGUUGUCAUGACAGAAAUCUAAAACAUUUAUUAACUGUAAACACGGGCUUUGUUACUUCCUGUUUGAAAUCAUCUUAAAAGGAAAGACAAGUAGGUAUGAAUUAUCUUUCCAGCUACUUUUAGUGAUACUUCUGGCGAGAGUGUUUUCUCACCUGACCAUUGAGGGCAGUCAGUGGAGGUCGCUGUAUUGAUAUUUCAAAGCUACAACCGUGAGUUUUGACGCCCUGUAGUAGAGAAACCGUGCCACAGGUGCAAGAAAUAUUGAUAAGUAAACUAAGUCUGAUAAUUUGCCGCUUGCCUAAGGGUGAUUUGUCAUACAGAUAACGAGUUUGUUUUGAUCGCGAUUACAAAUAAGAGGUAUGUUGUUCCUUCCGCAACGUCACCUCCUCAUCAUUGUAUGGCGAACUUGUUGAAUGGUUUUAUAUGGUUGUAAAUGAUCGCUUCAAACCGGUAUGGCUUGCAAUUACAUGAAGUAUCAAACUUGCUAAAAAAGCCGUCGGUGAGUUUGCAAAUAAGAGUACAAAAAAGAGUUCAGUUUCAAGUACGAUGAACGUAAAGGAUUCCCUGCCCAGGAAAAAAAGUAGUAAUAGUCGUCUUAACAAACAAAACGUGUCUCGCGUUCUCAGCCAAGAAUAUCAGCCACCUUCAACCGAUCUUCUGCGAUCGAGAUGCGACGGUACACAAAUGUUUUGUGCUCUAGAUUCCGGCGGAAGCCGCGUCAGGUCGCAGUCAGAAAUUAUAUAUUCCCUCCAAGACAGAGAUGGCUUCCUCAUCAGCCGGGACAACGAGAGGUUUCGUCAAGACUUUUGCCUCAGCAAUGGUAGAAAUUUCAAUCAAAGCAAAUUGCCCAAGAUAAACCAAGGAGAUGGAGCGACGAAUAACCAUAUUAUAGGUGAUUGGAAGGCUAUAGCAACAGAGAGUUUAAAGAGGUCCCGAAGCAUGAGUGAUCUGCCAAACAUAACAGGAAGGAAGGAUAAGGUGGUAAAAUUCAGACCUACUACACCUCUGACAAAAGAACAGGUUGAAGACUUGGACGAUGAGGUUGCCGCAUUUCACAACAAAUCGCAUGAUUUGGCCAAAUGGCUCAGAGAUCAACAAUAAUUACAAAGGAGUGAAUGUGUUAGUUUUCUCAGUUAGUGAGAAAUUUUUUGUUUCUCUCACGGCAAAUUGAAAUAUAUUUGUGUUAAGUUUAAACAUUUAUUGAUUUUGUAGAGAGGAAAAACUAUAUGGAGCAGUGCUGGGCGACUGAUAUUUAUUUAUUUAUUUUUUUAUAUUCAUUAUAUGAUCAUCGAAAUCGAUGGUAAAUGUUCACUGAGUUUUGGUUGAGUCUGUUUUCUUUGUUUCUUGUCCCUUUAGUAAAAUCAGUACAUAAAGGUAUGACCAUGGAGCCUUACAAAUAAGAAGUAGGCUUGUAAAUAGGAUAAUAGAAAACUGAGGAAAAACAGUCUAAAGCAAAUCAAACGUUCAUGCAGUCGUUUAAUGAGAAUGUUCUAUACAUAGAAGCGAUCUCCUCUUUGCUGCCUACAACAAUCACAGGUAUGAUGCAUUUUGAUAUCAGUCAAACUUUAAAUCAAGGGAUACUUUCGAAUAAUAGAACAGCAAGGCAAGUUUGAUAAGGAUCAGUUCCGGACAAAUCUUCUUAAAGCUUUUCAUUUAAAACUUACUAAACCGUUUUCCUUUGGAUGGAGUCUACUAGUUAAUUUAAGUGAUCAAUCACAAAUGUGUUGAGCAAACUUUGGGAUUGUGCAAGUGUAUUUGAUCUCAUUUUGAUAGAAAAAAAAAACAAAACAAAACAAAACAAAGACCGUAUCAUGGCAUUUAAUCAUACUGUAGCUAUUUCAAGGUUUUACAACUCCGUUUUUGUUAGGCACAUCAUACAUAAAUAAACAAGUAAAUGAA
Molecule: messenger RNA, 3130 nt
Organism: Stylophora pistillata
Lineage: Eukaryota; Metazoa; Cnidaria; Anthozoa; Scleractinia; Pocilloporidae
Source: RefSeq, a predicted model, not a curated record